This is a messenger RNA of Bradysia coprophila, 1056 nucleotides long. Its product is annotated as annexin B10-like. NCBI's taxonomy places the organism in Eukaryota, Metazoa, Arthropoda, Insecta, Diptera, Sciaridae. Gene Ontology annotation, cellular component: plasma membrane; cytoplasm; nucleus. Gene Ontology annotation, molecular function: phosphatidylserine binding; calcium-dependent phospholipid binding; calcium ion binding. The record is from RefSeq and is a predicted model, not a curated record.
CUGUUUAGUUGAUUUUCUUUUCGACGAUUGCAUGAGUCUGCUGGCAGCUUUUGCUCAAAGUGAACCGUGUUCCUCUUACCGUAACGAACUUUUUUUUUUGUUCCAACUGGUUCGGAAUAAAUCGAAUGCGUUGAGGACGAAUUAUGUACAACUGAGAAACUGUAUCGUAUAUCAAAGUUUUGCUAGUGUAGCGUUUAUAGUGAAAUUACCGUUGGAAGAUUUUUUUAGUGAAAUUCGAGAGACUUUUUGUGUAUAAAAUUCUAUAAUUGAAAAUGGCGACCGUACAUCCAGCUGAAAAGUUUAGCUACGCACAAGAUGGAGAAAAAUUAAAGCGAGAAAUGAAAGGUUUCGGAACGGACGAACAAGCAAUUAUACGAAUUCUUGUCUUCAGUUCGCACAGCCAACGCCUAUCAAUUGUAAAAUACUUUAAAGAAGAAAACAAUCGAGAGCUGCUGGAGGAGCUGAAAGAAGAGCUGGGCGAAAAAUUUGACGAUUUGACGUACGCAUUGAUUACAAGCACAGCCGAGUAUUUUUGUUACGAGUUCAACUCACUCCUAGAGGCUGAGAGCUUAGACGAGAGAGCACUAAUUGAAAUAGUUUGUACCAGAAGCAGUGACGAAAUUAAAGAAAUUAUCAACCAAUAUCCAAAAUCAUACGAACGAUCGUUAGUCGGUCACAUAGGGGACUCAACACCAGCUCGCCGUCUCACAUCAGCCAUCCUGAAGGGCAUCAAUGAUGGCCAAACUGCUGCUGAUGUGAUCCAGGCCGAAACAUCCGAUGAAAGUAAAGCGGCUGUUGCAAUCGCUGCUGAAUGUCUCCAAAAUACCAAUGCGUUCUUCGCAAACAGCCUGAACAAUGCUUUCAAUGGGGAAGUUAGCCACAAAACGCUGACUCGCAUCAUUGCCCUUCGUUCAGAAAUCGAUUUGGCUGAUAUCAAAGCGGCUUAUGAAAGUGCAUUUAACCGAAAGUUAGGAAGCGAUAUUAAGAGUAAAGCGAAUGACGAUUAUAGAUUUGCUCUUCUUACACUAGCUGGAGAUAGUUAAAGUGAUGGUUAGA